This is a messenger RNA of Williopsis jadinii, 900 nucleotides long. Its product is annotated as ubiquitin-conjugating enzyme E2. The transcript has a single exon. NCBI's taxonomy places the organism in Eukaryota, Fungi, Ascomycota, Saccharomycetes, Phaffomycetales, Wickerhamomycetaceae. The record is from RefSeq and is a predicted model, not a curated record. The coding region runs from base 73 to 861 and encodes 262 amino acids.
GAUUUGGUAGCAGCAGGCUGUUUAUCAUCGCUAGAGCGAGACUAGAACCGAUCCCACUGUCAGAGAGAGACCAUGGCGUCCAAAGGAGCAACCAAGAGGCUCACCAAGGAGUACAAAUCCAUGGUUGAGAACCCGCCGCCUUACAUAGAGGCCCAUCCAUCGGAGCGCAACAUCCUUGAAUGGCACUAUUUGAUCACGGGGCCUCCAGACACGCCAUAUUCAGGUGGCCAAUACCACGGUAUGCUUAUAUUCCCAAAGGACUACCCUUUCAAGCCACCAGAGAUCCGUAUGAUCACGCCUAACGGUAGAUUCCAGGUCAACACAAGACUAUGCCUCAGUAUGAGCGAUUUCCAUCCUGAUACAUGGCAGCCGGCAUGGUCUGUUGCGACGAUCCUCACAGGCUUGCUGAGCUUUAUGACUGGUGAUGAGCCAACCACUGGAAGCAUCGUGACGAGCGCAGAUGCAAAGAAGCGUUACGCACAGGUGAGUUUGAACUGGAAUGCUACACAGAAUGACCGCUUUAAGAAGGAGUUUCCUGAGAUGGUGAUCAAAAACUUGGCCAAAGUGAAGGAGCUGAACGAUGCCAACGAGCAGAAGAAGAGGGCUGCCGAACUAGAAGCUGCUGCUAAGGCAUCAGCUGCCACAUCCUCGCUGUCAGCCACAGGCUCUGAUGGUCAGAUGGGAGGUGAUGCUGACACAGGACUUUCACAAGAAGAGCUAGCCAAAAUGGACCCUGAAGACCGUAUACGUUACCUCGCUGCUCAAAAGCCCAAGAAGAUCAACUCUGGUAGAAAUCAUGCGAUGGUGUACUAUGUUCUUGCCAUAGCAAUUGUUCUUGGGUUUUUUAGAGUGGUUAGCUGAUAGUUGAUAUUGUAACCAACUAUAUACAUAUUGGGGGUU